AUAAAACUUACAAUCUAACAAGAAUGGGAACAUUAACACGCCGUUUUAAGAAAAUAGAAUCACGCAUCCGUCGUGGUGUGAAUACAUACAGGUCUACUGUAAGCUUAUGAUUCACGGGCCAUUGAAGGGCAACUGUAAAAAUAGACCUACAGAUUGUAUCUUUCGCCCACAUAAAGUCGGUAAUGUGAAGGGAUUCGACUUACCUCUCAAACCUGGACUUGACUGUUGUCGGACGUUUUCUUUCCUCAAACUGUUCAGCAUGUUCGCAGCGAGGCUGCUCCUGUCUUGUCUGCUUUUCAAAGAGGUUCAUGCGCUGUCAGGGUACUUCUGGCACAUCACGGAUCUCCAUUGGGACCCAACAUACAAACUGACCGAUGCCCCUGAGCUGGUGUGCGCGUCAAGCGGAAAACGACCCGCCGCCAAAGCGGGGAAAUUUGGAGACUAUGCUUGUGACUCGCCAUUGCAUCUUAUCAACUCCUCUGUGCAUGCCAUGAAGGAUAUUCUAUCAGACCCGGACUUCAUAGUGUGGACAGGAGAUGACACACCACAUAUACCUAAUGAGAGUCUGACAGAGGAUGAAGUACUGCACAUUAUCAGCAACCUCACUCAAAUCAUAAAACAGGUCUUUCCAAAAACUAAAGUGUACUCUGCCCUGGGAAACCACGAUUACCAUCCUAAGAGCCAGUUUCCUGCAGGCCCCAACCACAUCUAUAACAAAACAGCAGAGAUGUGGCGGGACUGGUUGGAUCCAGAGUCCCAAGCAACAUUUAAAAAUGGUGGAUAUUACACAGAAAAGCUGCUGAGUCGAACAGGUUUCAGGAUGCUGGUCCUCAACACUAACCUCUAUUAUGACCAGAACAAGCUGACCCAGGGCAUGGACGACCCGGCGGGCCAGUUUAGCUGGGCCGAUCAUGUUCUUACAGAGGCUGCCAACAACAAAGAGAGGGUGUACAUCAUUGGCCAUGUUCCCCCCGGUUUCUUUGAGAAGAAGAGACGUAAGCCGUGGUUUACACCUAAAUUCAACCAGCGAUACUUGGAUUUAAUUCAGAAGCAUCAUUCUGUCAUCCUCGGGCAGUUCUUUGGCCAUCACCAUACGGAUAGUUUCCGUAUGUUCUACAAGUCCCAGGACUCUCCUAUCAGUACGAUGUUCCUCAGCCCAGGGGUCUCACCAUGGAAAACAACACUUCCUGGAGUUGUGAAUGGAGCAAACAACCCUGGGAUUCGUAUCUUUGAAUAUGACACCCAAACGCUUCUGGUCAAAGAUGUGGUGACCUAUUAUCUGAACCUGACUUAUGCUAAUGCGGCCCAUGCACGCUGGGAGAAAGAAUACCGCCUCACAGAGAGCUUCAGAGUACCAGAUGCCUCCCCUGCUUCCAUGCACCAGAUUCUGGAGCGCAUUGCUAAUAACCACUGCCACCUACAGAAGUACUAUGAGUUCAACUCUGUCAGCUAUGACCUGACAGAGUGUAACAGUGACUGCCGGGUUGACCACGUGUGUGCAGCCAGAGAGGUAGACUUUCACAGGUAUGAACGCUGUCUGGAAAAAGAAGAGGCAGCUGCCAUUUGUGCUGGGUUCCUCCCGGUCCUCUCCGUGGCUUUAAGUCUGGUGUUGAGUAGUCGGUAAUGAUCAUCUAUUACAGAUGAUGUUUAAAAUAUAUUAUUGAAGCCUCAGGAAGUUAUUGGAUUAAAAAAAACUGAUUCAAGAUCAAUAGUUUUGUAUUUUUUGGCCAUGUAAAUAUUUGUUUAAAUGACAAUAUCAAUCUUUGGUGUGGCCUCUUUACCUUGGUUUACUGGUACUGGUUGAAUACUUUAUUUCCAGUAAAUUCGAAAAACUGUAUGGUAUGUUUGUGGCUCAAGAGGCUAAAGUACAAACCAUGAUACUGUGAUGUUCUGUAUCAAAUCCAGACUUUUGUGAAUCCCCCAA
Messenger RNA from Xiphias gladius (swordfish), 1924 nucleotides. RefSeq names its product sphingomyelin phosphodiesterase acid like 3B (gene smpdl3b). Gene Ontology annotation, molecular function: sphingomyelin phosphodiesterase activity. The record is from RefSeq and is a predicted model, not a curated record. NCBI's taxonomy places the organism in Eukaryota, Metazoa, Chordata, Actinopteri, Istiophoriformes, Xiphiidae. The coding region runs from base 107 to 1624 and encodes 505 amino acids. Gene Ontology annotation, biological process: sphingomyelin catabolic process. The transcript is spliced from 9 exons.